CGAAGGACGCGAAGCACGGGGCACGCGGGGGAAUUUCAUACUACUUCGUCGCCAGAACCCGUCCAAUUGUCACAGCCACCCUUGCCAGACGAACUGCGGCGGCUCCAGGAUCCUGCAGGCAAGAGGGUAAAAUCGCAAGAAGAACCAACCUGCCCAGAUUCAACUGCAUUUUAUUCAUCUUGUUUGGAGAUAACCGUGGCCGUUCUUCCAGAAUACCUACAGAAGAAAAGUUUCAACUGUCGCUCUGCUCCAUCUCUGCAAUAUAACAUCUACUACCUGUUGCUGCUUGUAACAACGGAGGAGAAGAGUGGGAGACUACACCUUGCGACUCUUGGAUCUCUUAUAAACACACUGUAGGGAGCUGGAUUUCGCAAUCUUUAACCUUUUGCACACCAAGUGUGUUAUUUUGUCUAUGUCCAUUUUGGGAUAUUAGUGGUUUUACCAUAUCUAUAGUACACACGUUUUUAAAGUGCCUUACAACUGGUAUUAAUCCAGUAUUUGGGGGGUAUUCCAACGCCAGAGACUCCGAUCAGUGACUAUCAGAUAGACAGGCACAGGAUCUAUCUCUAUAUCCCGGUUUCACCAUGAGCCAAGGGGAUGUAUCAACUUGCUCUGCGCCUCAGAUCGUAUUCCAAGAGGCGGUGAAGCAAGGCAACACAAAGGAACUCCACUCGCUGCUCCAGAACAUGACAAACUGCGAAUUCAAUGUCAACUCCUUCGGGCCCGAAGGACAGACGGCGUUGCAUCAGUCAGUCAUCGAUGGGAAUCUCGAACUUGUAAAACUGCUGGUUAAAUUCGGAGCCGAUAUUCGAUUGGCGAACAGGGAAGGGUGGAGUGCCUUACACAUUGCCGCGUUUGGAGGACACCAAGACAUAGUCCUAUACCUCAUCACUAAGGCAAAGUACUCCUCUGGCGCACGGUGAUCUGCUACACUGCUGUCAGGUAAACACACGGAAAGCCAGGCUCUUGUAAAUUAGCGUUUCGAUCUAUAGUUGUGCCAAAUUAUAGCCUACAAAACACAGUGACUUCCCUUUCAUCAAAACCAAACGGGGGUCUCUCUCACUCGUGAGUCAAACGCCACAUGGUUCUUGUAUCCGCUUCAGCAUAAAAAACGCCAUUUUGUUGGGUUGGUACUAAAGCUUUUUCCUUGAACGUGUAUAAUAGAUUGGGACGUAUAAAAUAACCAAGCCAGUGUUUGGGUCCCGAGACCUGAUAGCAGCCUAGUUUUACGCAGCGAUAGACUUUCUAUAUAUUUUUUUGUCUCGGUUACAUUGAAACACUUCUUUAUUGGGCUUCGUAUUGAGGUGUCGCCUUGUAACCGCGGUGGUCACACACUUUUUUAAAUGAUUUUAUAUACUAAAAGAUGGCACUUGUUGCUGUAGCUGCAUGCUGGAAUAUAUGAAAGGGAAGAAAAGGUGAACACGGGAAAUGAAGGCCAUACUAUAUUUGGCUAUUAUUUCUUUUUAAAUUAUAGGAUUUGAUCUAUUUCAAAGAGCAGCAUUAUUAGGCCUAUAUAUAUAUUACACCCAACCGGCAUUUCCAGAUGUGUAAUCAUUGUAACAACUAUUGACUUAAUGUUGUUAAGUACUUUACACAAUAGCUUUACUUUGUUUCUUUAUAAUAAAAAAGUAGCUAAAUGCGCCCUGCCUUCUUCAAGCAGGCUGCUGGCAUGUAUCAGUGUCUUUUCAGGCCAGUGCGACCGCAGUGUCAAUGGUUAAUGUGAUAUAAACCGCUGCUUUCGCUUUGUAUCAAAACGUCAGGAAAGUGGCAUUUGGAAUUCACUUUAAUCUCCUUUCAGUAUUUUAACGAACAACACCCUGGUCAUCACUGUGAAUACAGGCUGGGUUCUAUUUAUGAAGGUACAUUGACCAGAUGCAUUUUGAAAAUACUGUGGUUAUUCUUUUCAAAUCAAAUCUGUUACGUUUAAGAAUAUUUAGGGUGACUUAUAAAGCUGCUUCAGACUCUAUGCUUAUCAUAGUAUAAACUAUCCUGUGUGGAGACCCCAUGUUACAAUAAGCCCAAAUUUGACCUUGCUAAAGAGAGACUCUUCUUUGUCCCUCAUUAACUUCUUGUUUGGUUUUAUUUGCCAACUACCUCGACUGUAAAGUAUUCAAACCCAUUGGACUCCUGCUCACUCCAAUAUGGGGAGUCACACACAUCCUUUAGCACAGUGGAUCCCAACCAUUUUUGGUUACUGUACCUGAAGUACCCCCUCAGGUGCAUUUUACCAGUAGGCCUAUGGUCUGAUGAGUCUUUUCAAGUACCCCCUGUUGAUAGACCACCCCCAGGGGUCCUAGUACCCCCCCCCCCCCCCUAGUUGGAAACCACUGAUCUAGCCUAUCCCCAAGCCUGCCUAUAGGCCAAAAAUAAUGCUCAUACCCACACAGACAUUUGAAGUAAUAGCUAUUUUAGCAGUAGGCCACAAGCCAAUGUUAUUUAACCCAGUGAUAUAGGCUAGGAGACAACUAUGGUGUUUCUUCUGCAAAGCAAUAAAUCAAGCCCGUUUCUUAUCUUCAUCUGGGAUGAAUUUAUUUCCCACACUACAACCAAACUUUAAUCUGACAAGCAAAGCGUUUUUUUUUGCCUUUCUGUGAAGGUAUGGUUGCAAACACACAUUGCCUUUUUUUGUUUUAUACAUUAUAUAGUCGUUCUGUUUGAAGUUUCUAUUUAGUCACAAAAAUUGCAUUUUAUUGCCUGACUUAUAAAUGCAGGGAGUUUUAUUGCACAAAAUGCAGAGCCUUUUACGCCCCCUGGUGCCUGUCCGGGUAACUGCAGGAGUUAAGGCCUAGAAAUAGUUACUACUGAGCAGGAGUAAAACAUUAUAUUACUCAUGUUAUGAUGACUAACAUCUACAUGACUAUUGCAGGAUAUAUAUAUAAAACAAAUGGUUUAAACUGCCUGCUGCAGUUUGAAAGUCAUGGCACCCUAAUGUUUGUUUCAAUGCUGCUUGUAUUAUAUUAGAUUUUACUCAAUGGCCAACAGUAAGUGAACGAAAAAUAUCUGAUAGCAUCACAGUCAUUCAAUGAAAAUCCGUGUGUGUGUGAGAGAGCACAUGCGUGCAUGAAUGAAUGUGUGUAUAUAUGUCUGUGUGUGCUGCAUUCAUCUGACUGUUGUGUCCUGAGUGAGUUGAGCUGUGUUCCCCUCCCUGGCCUGUGUGUGGCCUGCUCCUCUCCUCGAGUGUGUGGCUUUAUGUUGCUACCUGGGGUUCUUCCCUCCCUUCCACCAGGGAUGAAGGACUGUCCUUCCAUGUACCUGGAGAAGCAAACUAAAUGGAUUAGAAAGAAACAUCAAGGAAUAGAUUGGUUUUAGUGGAACAAAAAAAUAUGCAUCGCUUGUCUUAAACUUGAUAUUUUUUCUAUAUAUAUAUUUUAAAUAUUGCACUGACUGUUGUUGAUUAAGUUGACUUUUUAUCAAGUCAAAUUGUAUUGUUUUUCCGAAUAGAAAAAAAAGGAACACAACAAAAUACUAUUGUAUAAAAACAACUCCAGGUUGUAAUGUUUUGUGUGAACUUUGUGAAACAUUGUGUUAAAGGCAAAGAUUGUUUGAAUCUUUGAUCGGUUAUGUGUUUAUAUACAGAACCAGCCAAACGUUUGGACUCAUUCAAGGGCAGGUAUAAAGAGAAACCCUGGAGUGAGUGGCUGGGUCCUGACUUUUGACUGGUACUGUUUAUAUAUAAUAUGCUGAAUUAUCUUGGAGCACUUUCUUUUCUGAAGUGCUGUCCUCCUCCUCCUGUUGUUAUGAAAGGGGAAAAAUACAUUUGAUGGUAAGAUCAUUGUUACAAAAAAAAUUGCACAGCGUAUGGUUGUUCUACUCAAGUGUCAUAACAUUUAUGGCCCGAGAGAGGACGACUGGAUAGGUGUAAAUGAAUGAGAGAAAGUGCUGACGUUUAAAUAAAUAAAUUGGGCCGGGGCGUGUUCUGUUUUUGUUUUGCUUUUUUUUGAGCGAAACAAAAACAAAUGUCUGAGUUUAAUGAGUGAUGCUGAAGUUCCAUGGUGUUUUGAUUUUUUGUUUUUUUGUUUUUGUUCUGUAUUUUGUUUUUGAACGUUUGUAACACUGUGAUCAUGAUGUGUGUUGAGAAAAUGAGUGCUGUAAUAUUUUUGUACGUUUGUGUACAAGCCAGUAAAAAAAAAAUCUUUAAACUCUGUGUCUAUGCAUGUUUUU
Messenger RNA from Oncorhynchus gorbuscha (pink salmon), 4161 nucleotides. RefSeq names its product notch-regulated ankyrin repeat-containing protein A-like. The transcript has 2 exons. NCBI's taxonomy places the organism in Eukaryota, Metazoa, Chordata, Actinopteri, Salmoniformes, Salmonidae. Gene Ontology annotation, molecular function: protein binding; phosphatase regulator activity; enzyme inhibitor activity. Gene Ontology annotation, cellular component: cytoplasm. Bases 585 to 923 code for a protein of 112 amino acids. The record is from RefSeq and is a predicted model, not a curated record.